UGCGCGUCGGGAGGCGCCUUUCAUCCAGACGCGAGACGGUGCGGCCCCGUGUCUCUCCACGCGUCGCUUCUUCGCCCAAGGCAGCGCUGCGGCGUGGCACGCGCGUCUCCCACAGCGCCACAGGCACGCGAUUCUCCUCAGUCAAGUGCUCAGAAGUGAGCCGGCGGUGAAGAGGAGAGGAAGCAGGCGACGUCUCCCGCGCGCCGCGUGCCGGAGCGAUCAUCAUCAUCAUCAUGUCAAACUUGAAGAAGCGCAACUCGAACUCGUCGGCGGAGCGCGAGGAAGAGGACCGGCAGGUGAAGGAGAAGAUGCUGUGGCCACGCGGCGGAGAGAACGGCAGCGCGAGGCAGGCACCCGGCAGCCCCGCGGAGAGUCCGGCGAGCGACGACGACGGCGCCGCCGCCAAGGAGGAGGAGGAAGAAGAAGAGACCGGCGUGGUCCUCAAGAGAACGAUCACCCUGGUGAACGGCGUGGCCAUCAUCGUGGGCACCAUCAUCGGCUCGGGCAUCUUCGUGACCCCCACGGGUGUGGUGAAGGAAGCGGGCUCCGUGGGGCUCUCGCUCAUUAUCUGGACCGUGUGCGGCAUCUUCUCCACGGUGGGCGCGCUCUGCUACGCCGAACUGGGCACCACCAUCUCCAAGUCAGGCGGGGACUACGCGUACAUCCUGGAGGUGUACGGCUCGCUGCCCGCCUUCCUCAAGCUGUGGAUCGAGCUGCUCAUCAUCCGGCCUUCCUCGCAGUACAUCGUGGCCUACGUGUUCGCCACGUACCUGCUGAAGCCCGUGUUCCCCGUGUGCCCGGUGCCCGAGGACGGUGCCAAGCUGGUGGCGUGUCUCUGCGUGUUGCUGCUGACUGCAGUGAAUUGCUACAGUGUCAAAGCAGCUACCAGGGUUCAGGACGCCUUUGCUGCUGCCAAGCUGCUUGCCCUCGGCCUCAUCAUCAUCAUCGGCUUUGUCCAGAUCGGCAAAGGUGAAACGGAGGGCCUUUUGCCAGAGAAUGCAUUCAAAGGUUCAAAUUCAGACUUUGGGAACAUCGGGCUGGCCUUGUACAGCGGACUGUUCGCGUAUGGCGGCUGGAACUAUCUAAACUUUGUUACAGAAGAAAUGAUUGAGCCCUACAAGAACCUGCCACGUGCCAUCAUCAUCUCGCUGCCCAUUGUCACCGUUGUCUACGUGUUAACAAACUUGGCCUACUUUACCACGCUCAGUCCUGAUGACAUGCUCACCUCUGAAGCUGUUGCAGUGGACUUUGGGAACUUCCACCUGGGUCCAAUGGCUUGGAUCAUACCAGUGUUCGUGGGGCUGUCCUGCUUUGGUUCUGUCAACGGCUCCUUAUUCACCUCCUCCAGACUCUUCUUUGUAGGUUCUCGAGAGGGUCACCUGCCUAGCCUGCUGUCCAUGAUUCACCCCAGCCUGCUUACACCACUCCCCUCGCUGAUCUUCACAUGCAUCAUGACACUGCUGUACGCCUUCUCCAAUGACAUCUUCUCCGUCAUCAACUUCUUCAGCUUCUUCAACUGGCUCUGCAUCGCUAUGGCCAUCAUUGGCAUGAUGUGGCUGCGUUAUAAGAAGCCCGAGCUGGAGCGACCAAUCAAGGUGAACAUCCUGCUGCCGGUGAGCUUCGUACUGGCGUGCCUGUUCCUCAUUGUGGUGUCCAUUUGGAAGACCCCCGUAGAGUGUGGCAUUGGGUUCGGCAUCAUCGCCACCGGUGUGCCCGUGUACUACUUUGGCGUCUGUUGGCAGAACAAACCCAAGUGGCUCCAGCAGGCAAUCUUUUCCAUGACGGUGAUUUGUCAAAAGCUGCUCGUGGUGGUGCCCCAGGAAUCCUGAAUUUGUGGGGAGUAACGCCCCCUCUGCGCACAAUGACUAAUCCCAACUGGCUGGCCCCGCCUCAUCUAACACUGGAACGGUCCCACUUCACCUGCCUCCUUGACCACUGACCUCCUCGUGUCUCUGACCUUCCACCCUCCCUGCAUCUGAAAUGAUACAUUGGCUAGGGGGGCGGUAUUUAGGGACGAGGGGACGGCUGAGGGGCAGAGGCUAGGCAGGGGUGAGAUUAAUUUCGUAGGAACAGUAUUAGAGUAAUUCUAUCUGGAAUCCAGUCAUAAGAUUGCGCUUUUCUUUGUAUUUAUGUCUAAUUUGGUCAUUGCUCUCCACAUUUUAUGUUGCAUUAGUCCAGUAUUUCCAUACGGUUUCAGCUUUUUUUGUUUCUUCUUUUGUAAGGGCCAAUCAUUCCUUUUCCACUGGGUUUCUGAAACACUGCUUUAGCAAUAAGACGCUGGUGUGGAACAGAGUCCUACUUCCAGCUCUUGUUCUUUGUGGGGAGGGGCUAUGGCACUGAGGAGUGCCAAGGCAGUAUCACCAUGGAAGCCAGGUCAGACUGUCCAUGGCGCCAUCUGAUCCAUAAUGUUUAGGCUUCUCAUCAUCCUCCAGCUGUUUGCAGCUGUCUAGUGUACAAAGCCAGCAAACUGCUCCUGUUCAUGGAACUUAGUUUCUUACAACCAAAUACUGAGAGACCUACAGGGACACUAUGUUUUGCAGAGAUUUCAACCCCCCAUGUCUGUGAGCAUUCUUUGAGAUGCAGUCUUCACUGAGGUUUUCUCUAAGCCUUCCACAGUGAAUGAAGAGAUGAAGUUGGUCUGUAGUCGGCUUUCUCUGUGCCUUGUCUCCAUAUGUAGUGAUUUAAAAAGCCUUCAUUGACAGAACUUGGAUUUGUAUUUAUAAUAAUAGAAAGCUUUUGGGUAUUCAUCUAUAUAUUUUUUCUCUGGUUAAAUCUUAUUUCAGACUCUUUUUUUGGAUGCUUAGAUUUUAUAAGACUACAAAUUGUACAUGACAAACAUUAAUGACUGGUUUUUGUUCCAGUUUCUUUUUCUUGAUAUUGUUAUAGCCACAUCUACACCAGGAGUCCUUGUCUUGGCAACCCCCUUUGCAUGGUGGUUUUUGUCAGUUGAGUUUUUCAUUAAUUUAACAAGUCUCCACUAAUCCAAUUUUUAUUAAAAAAAAAAAAAAAUUGAAAUACAGUUCAUGGCAUUUUUUUGGAUUGCCAAAAAUGCAAGCUAAAUAGAAUGAACUUAAUAUAUAUCAUUUGCAGUAGUUGGUGUCUUGGUUGCUUAAUUAUUGAACUUCUAAAAAAAAUUAAGAACAAUCAUUGUAGUAACUAAUAAUGAGUACUGUAUGAUACACAUCACUGGAGAAAAUGUGUAUACGUAUAUGCCGAUAUUUUAAGUUUUGGAGGUAUUUCAUAAAUGAAAUAUUCUGAUCAAUACAGUUUUAAGAUGGUGCAUUGUUACCUAGUGCGUUGUUAGCUAGCGCAUCUUAAUUUUUAGAUUGUGUGACAGUUACAGAAACUAUACAGUGAUACAGGAGGUUGUCUGGACCAAGGCUGAAACCUCAGAUCUGCACACAAAUCAGGUUAUCUGUAGAAAUUAAAGUGAAGGAACUGAACAAUUCUCAUGAACCGUGCGUGAAUAGUCGUGGCUAGGUAUUUAUACGGUAGUGCACAGUUGUAGUCAUAUGUCUGAUUCUUCUGUCACCAUGUACCUCAGUUUAACGGAGAGCUUGACCAGAAACAUACAUGCUAGUCUUUGUCAUUUUACAAAAACUACAUCCAUUUAUUUUUGCAUGUUAACAUUAUGAACUGUACAUCAGAUGAAAUGUAUGGAUAAUCUGGUUUUCAGUAACUCUCUUUUUUUUUUUUCUUUUUUUUCCCCCCCUUCCCUCCAGUGCUUACUACUAAACCACUGUUGUGCCAGUAUUACAGUGAAGAUUUUUGGAAAGGUUUUUGUUACAAAAUGUUGUUACAUCUUUGAACAUGAAUUAUUUUAAGCGAGAUGUGAUGAGUUAUGUAUGUGCCAUAGAGUAAGUUUGUACUUGAUAUAUCAGCACAGGGAGGGUUCAAGUAUGGUCAUGUGGUGGCCUUUUCCACUCUUAUGACAUCCCUUGUCUGUUGAAGUACUGCUGUUUGCAAGGGUGUUUAUGUCUGUGUGUGAGUGCGCGUGCAUACACCUAGGUUUUAACCGAGCUCAGAGCUCCUCUUCCUAGACUGGAGUUUACCUUUCUAGCCAUGACACUAACAACCUGAUGGAAUUUACUGAACCCAGACCCCUUAGUAGGGGAUACCUAGGAUCGUAUAAUAAAGAUGGGUCAAUACAUUGAGAUUUUAGGUAGUAAUCAGAUGUUUUCUUGCACAGUUCUGUGAAACUGUAAUACUGACCUAAAUGUGUCUCCUAAAGCUCUUAGACUCGAUGUGUCCUGUUUCUUUUGCAAAUCCCAUAUGGGUGUGACACACUGUUGACGUUCAUGUAUCUAUUUCAGUUCUUCAAAAUUGUGUAGAAUGAAGGAUGAGUUAAACUAAUAUUAUUAGGCAUUGUUUUAUAUUCUGUUUCUUUGGCUAAUAAAACUAUUGUUAUAGAUGUUUAUUUAUUCUUGGGAUUGUUAGCUAGUGCUUCGAGUUCAGACCGUGUUUAUAUCAGGGCAUUUGCAAGCUUCUCAACAGGAAAUCCGCAGUACUCUCAUUUCAAAUGUUUGUUGAUGUGUGUCUUUUGAACCUGCUAUUGUUCCAAUUGUGCUUUCUUUGUUUGUCUUUGUUUGUAGAAAACACAGGGGCAUGCUUGAUGGACCCAGAUUAGCACUGAUCUGCAACAAGUAGAUUGGACAGCAAGACCAAAAAUGUGAUUUUGCCUGUAAUCGCAUUUAGACCAGGUCUAUAAAGUAUGUCCGAGUGUUUACAUGUUUGUGUUUGCGAUUUGUUUGUGUCCUUGUGACAAGCCCCCCAUCUAGUCACACCUCAGGCUAAAAACCCUCCCAGGUUGCAUCACUGUUGAAGGUAGUAUACAGAAAUAGUUUGGCUGUAUUAGAUAUAAACCGACUUUAAUCAGUUCCUCAACCAAUUUGGGAAUUCAGUUAACUGGAUUUUUUUUCUUUAUGUAUAACCUGCAAAGGUGUUCAGUAACACCAGGUUUGUAAUUAUCAGUUAAUACCAGUCUUAUUGUGACUGUGCUUGUUGGCUGAAACAGGUCUGAAUCAGCACUUGCAGUCUGGUGGCCGUGGUGUCAAACCAUUGCUUUCUUCUGCUGUGCACCUCUCUUGAUCCGCCUGGCAUUCUCUAUGCACGCUGUUCUCCACUUUAAACGCACUCCUUUUGCCUGAGGUGUGAUAUUUUCCCAUCACCCAUCCGCUUACCCGGUUGUAUUUUUUUGUUUUGUCUUCUAUGGAGCCUUUUGGGCAGAAACAUGCACUUCUGUAGAACAUGUGGAAACAAACUUUUUUUAAAAAAAAAAAAAAAAAAAUUCAUGUUUUCCUUCUCAUGGUCUUAAAUUGUCUGACAAAUAAAAGAUUGAAAA
This is a messenger RNA of Scleropages formosus (Asian bonytongue), 5341 nucleotides long. It is a transcript of the gene slc7a5, whose product is annotated as solute carrier family 7 member 5. Bases 234 to 1829 code for a protein of 531 amino acids. The transcript is spliced from 10 exons. Gene Ontology annotation, cellular component: membrane. Gene Ontology annotation, biological process: amino acid transmembrane transport; neutral amino acid transport. The record is from RefSeq and is a predicted model, not a curated record. Lineage: Eukaryota; Metazoa; Chordata; Actinopteri; Osteoglossiformes; Osteoglossidae. Gene Ontology annotation, molecular function: L-amino acid transmembrane transporter activity; neutral L-amino acid transmembrane transporter activity.